AUGCCAUCUCCCCAGGUCCUGGCUUCCUCUGCUUUUGCUGCUCCCCAACCUAGUCUGGAGGGGCCCUGCCACCCUCCUUCCACCGCCCCCCUCCCCCCCAGCCCUCAUCCAAGUCUUUGCUUUGAGUCAGAGGGGCUUCAUUGCCUGCAGCCCCCCAUCAGCAUUAAGCCAAAGGCCCGGGGAUCCAGGGAGGGGCAGAGGUUGCCAGGUUGGUCCAUGGGGUGGGGGUGGGUCCCCAGCCAAGGGGCCUGCUCCAGUCACUGUGGGCUCUGUUCUCGCUGUUCGCCCGCGUCAAGUCUUCUAUAUAGUAAACAGCAGUUAUCUUCCAAUAAAGGAUUUCAGAUGCUCUGUGGGCGUCACGAGGGCUGUGGGCACAGCUCUUCUCUGGGGGGGGUGGGAAGGGACCUGUGA
Messenger RNA from Rangifer tarandus platyrhynchus (Svalbard reindeer), 411 nucleotides. The record is from the annotation of a GenBank genome assembly. NCBI's taxonomy places the organism in Eukaryota, Metazoa, Chordata, Mammalia, Artiodactyla, Cervidae.